AUGGUCAGAGGAGGCGGCACGCCGGGCCUGGGCCGGCGCCGUGCUGCUCCAGGUCCACCUCUGCUGCGCCGGCGUCCUCCUGUUUCCCCCGCCGCCGCCGCCAUUCCUGGGCAGAGGCCUGACGCUAGACCUGACAUAGUUAGCCGAAUCUUCAAGCUAAAGGUGGACGAACUUGUGUCUGAGCUGAAGAAAGGGACUUACUUUGGGAAAACACGAGCAGUCCUCUACAUUGUUGAAUUCCAGAAACGCGGUCUGCCCCACGUCCAUAUCUUGGUUUGGCUUCAAGAGGUACCAGAUAAACAAUCGGAUCUUAUCGGCUAUAACCUUGUUGAUGAAUUUAUGGUGCAUGGUCCUUGUGGUGAGAUUAACCAAAAAUGCCCGUGUAUGAAAAAUAGCAAGUGUUCUAAAUUCUUUCCAAAAGACUACCAAGCAAACACACUUGUCGGUGAGGAUGGGUUUGUGCGGUAUAGGCGUCGUCCCGAUACUGGGCAUUUUGUGGAGCGGUAUGGGGUUAGACUUGACAAUAGUGGUUCCCAACCAUUGGAGUCACUAGAUGCCCAGAGGCAGUCUGUAGACGUGGAUGAGGUUAAAGAAUACAUUGACUGCCGUUACUUAUCCUCCCAUGAAGCCAUAUGGCGUAUGUUUGAAUUUGAUAUACACUAUAGGACCCCUGCAGUGGAGAGGUUAGCUGUGCAUCUCCCUUGGAUGAAUACUAUCGUGUAUCCAGCUAGGCAGCCAUUGGCUGACAUUGUAGAUGACCCUCGUCACAUGCGGACAACAUUGACUGAGUGGUUUUCUGCUAACAGGAUGUACCCAUGCGUGCGAGAUCUAACAUACAUAGAAUUCCCCACGAAAUGGGUUUGGAAUAGGAAGGACAAGGCAUGGCGUCCACGCAAGGGACCUACAAAAAUUGGUAGAGCCAUAUACAUUAAUCCUAGUUGUGGUGAGCUUUAUUACCUCCGUAUGCUUUUGAAUGUUGUCAAGGGCGCUACGUCAUAUGAAGAUCUUAGAACGAUUAGUGGUGUCCUGUAUCCUACAUUCAAGGAUGCCCGCCAGCUAUGGGCCUCCUUGGCGAUGAUAGUGAGUGGCGUGAGGCUCUAA
Messenger RNA from Miscanthus lutarioriparius, 1101 nucleotides. The record is from the annotation of a GenBank genome assembly. NCBI's taxonomy places the organism in Eukaryota, Viridiplantae, Streptophyta, Magnoliopsida, Poales, Poaceae.